CGACUCUGCAGCUGUCAGGAACCAUGACUGAAGAUGACGGAGUCUGUUGUCGUGGAGGGAUACGCCAGACUCAGAGAUGGGAAAAAGUGGAGGACUCGGUGGCUCGUGUUUCGUAAGCCGUCGCCUGUCGCAGAUUGCCUCGUUUUAGUGGUUUUUAAAGACAAAUCAGACAAAUCCCAGAGCAGCAGAGAGAGGGCGAGCGUCACCUUGGAGGAGAUCUGUGGCCUGGAACCUGGACAGUUGUAUGAAGGUGUGGCUUUUACUCUGGCCGUCCUCUGCCUGAACCAGGUCGCGCUGCUGGGCUUCGACAGCAGGGAGGCCCUGCAGGCGUGGGAGCUCCGCCUGCGCUACGGCCUUGGCGAGGUUCACAGAUUCGCCGUUGGGGUUUUACCAGGGACCAAGCUGGAGAGCGGACCUGCCACUCUUCACCUGUGCAACAACCUUCUGGCCCUCGUCCGGGACUUUCCUCCCGUCAUCAUCGGACACUGGAACCUGCCGGACCUGCGCAGAUACGGACCGGUGCCGAAUGGAUUCGUGUUUGAAGGGGGAACAAGAUGUGGAUACUGGGCUGGAGUUUUUCUUCUGGCAUCAGCAGAGGGCGAGCAGAUCAGCUUCCUGUUCGACUGCAUCGUUAGAGGCAUCUGCCCCAGCAAAGCUCCGUUCGGACUGCGGCCCGUUUUGCCAGAACUCAAUUCAGGCCAAACAAAUUCAGAGGAGAAGCUGAACCUGGAAACCCAGGAGCUGGAGAAGCGGCUGAGCAUGCUCUCUCGUGGGACCAGCACAGUCUCAUCCACUUACUUCCCAUCUGCUGGGGGAGACGACCGCAGCAUAUCUGGCUCCUCCGACACGUCCGACACCAGCCAGUCAGACUGCAGCAUCGGCAGCAGGCUGGCCAUUUGGACCGAACCCGCCUCAAACAUCAUCGGAAGCGCUAAGGUGCCGCUGCAGACUGUAGAGAAGCUCUCGGCCGGCCCGGGAGGCGGGGGCCGACCUUCGGUCAAGCCGCCCCGGCAGCUUCAGGACAUCGGCCGUCAGAGCUCUUCAGACAGCGGCAUCGCCACUGGCAGCCAGUCGUCCUACUCUGGGAGCUUCUCCUCGUACACUGGCAGCCUGGACAUUGCCCCAGGGGAGGAUUUUGGCUCCGUGUUCAGUUUACCCCCUCAGCUGGCUCAAGAGCUAAGCCCGUGCAGCUGCCCCACUGCUCCUGGACAGGAGUACCAGGUGCCAUCAUCGCUUCUUGGGUACCUCUAUGACUCUCCCAGGAGAGUGUUGCAUGAAACGAGUGGGGGCGACAAAGACUGUGAGCCCUUUAAAUCAACUGAAGACCACCCUGUUCCUUCAGACUGCCCAACAGAGUCUGAUUUGGGGGGCGCAGGUGGAGCAACAACAGCUGAGGUUCAGUCAGAGGCGACGGAUGAACAAUCAGAUUCCGCACAAGCACAGGGCCCUUCAAGUGAUGGCAGGAAAACAAAGGCGCUGCCCUCUAGUGGGUCCUCUCUUAGCUGCAGCUCCCUCUCUGCCUCCAAAACUGUAGUGGCCGUCUGCUCAGUGUGUGGUGGGUUUAAGGGUAACCCCUACAUCCAAAUGAGUUCUUCAGGAAUACCAACCUUACCAGUGACGAAAGCUCUGGACAUGUCCCGGGCCUCCACUGGAUGCAUGAUGGAGUCGCCAAGAGUGCAGCCGGGUGAUGAGUCUCCAAAGAGAGGAGAGAGAGAAAUAGCCGACCUCUUAUCUGAUCUGCUCAGCUUCCUGAGUGCAGGCGGCCAGCCGCACACGGCGAACCUGUACGAGUCAAUGAGCCCCGCUCAGGCAAAUGAGCUCAUUUUGGCACAGGCUGCGCCGCCGCGGGGCUCCCAGCAGGACAAAAGACCUGCCGUUUAUGAAAACUGUUUGAAGUGUCGGGGAGAGCUCUGCCAACCUCCGCUGCAGGCCGCGCCUGCUAAAAUGCCCCGCAGCAGGGGCAUUCAUGGUUGUCAGAGCUUCCCGACUGGACUGUACCUGAAGAAAAGCCAAGGCAGCGACAGAACUGCUGAUGAGGAGCUGCUUCACAAACUCCUCAGGGAUGUUGAUGAGCGGUGUCGGCCGGAAGACACAAAUGUCUCGACGGGAAGUGAAGAGAAAAAGCUCGAUGGUAAAGAAGAACGAUGCAGAGCUGAUCCUGCUUAUGAGGUCAUGGAGAGUCGGAUGCCGGAGAAACACCCAGAGGCGGAAGAGAAGAGCAAAUACGAGCUGAUGGGCAGCUACAGCCAGCAGAGGUUCCUCCAAGAGACUGAAGGGGCAGCGUUUGUUUUCCCUCCAGAGGCUGCGCUUCCUGAGAGACCGCGGAGCGAAAGCGUCACGUACGUGAAUAUUCCCGUCAGCCCGACGUCUAAGAAACAACUCAACUACAUGGAGCUGGAGCUGCAGGAGCCGGGCCACGGCACCAGAGGGACUGUCGCACAUCUGCCGUCUCAAAGAAAGAGCUCCACCAGGUACGCUCAGAUCGACAUCACCGCGAUGGAGAUGGCUCACAAAGUUGGCACGCAGCACGCCCUGGGCAGGCAGGAGGGCCUGCACAACCUGGAGCUGAGGAGAAAAGGAACGCCGCAUUGACUCCAUGCUUUGGACUCGCUGCACUGGACUGUAUCCAUCAGAGAUGUGAAGAACAUGAUGGGAGCGUUUGUUUUCUGUUCUCUCACAAUUUCUAAGCACAGAUUCGGUUUACACACGCUAGAAUCCAAGAACAUGUCGUGUUCGCGUUGUUAGGUAGGCUUUUGCUUCUGUAAUCAAGAAGCUGCGAUAACGGUUGUGUGGUUUUGCAUGAAGCCAGGUGCAAUAUUUCCUUCUCGUUAGCACAGAAGUUGGUUGCAUCAUUAAACGGCAGUGCGCCAACUCAGAGGAGAAGGCACUGACCCAGAGAUGAGUCACGGCCCAAACGCCUCCUCCUCGCUUAGCUACACCUCAGCACCAUCUUGGACCAUGCCAGAGAGCGCAUUUUAUCAUCGUUUGGGAAAAUAACGGAGAUGAAGCAAGAGGUAAUUAUUCCAUGACGUAAUUAUUAAUUACGUUGUGCAAAGCCGCUCGGAUUUGGCCUAAACCGUCCAUCCAGUCUUACUCAGAGCUGUGCAGGAGAAGUAAACGAUGAGUUGUGGUGGAAAGGAAAAUCUGUAAUUGUUUCACAUUUCACCUGCGUUGGCCUGCUGUGACUAACAGAUGCUGUUUAUUGUUUGAACAGAAUCUGAGUGCUGCUUUCUUUGUUUCUUCUGUCAUUGUGGGACAGGAUUUACUGUGGGAAACUAUUUAUGAAUUCUGCAAAGAUGAGAAAAAUAAUGUUUGGAGAUUUUCUUUGGGAUUUUUAAAAGACAACAAUAAUGUUUAUUUUGCGUCCUUUUCAUUUUUCCUCAUUUCUUGUGCGUACAUUGGUAAACCGCAGCAGAGUGUUGUUUUUGUCUCGUAUUCUGCUACCUUUCAACUGCUGUUGACUUCAAGAAGACGUUUAUUUCAAGCAUAACAUUUGAUACAUAAGUCGAGAGAUAUGGAGAAUGUAUAAUUUGUGCUUUCUAAGUAAAACUUUCUUUUUUAGUAAGUUAUUUAUUACUACAACUUUGUGUGUUUUCCAGUGUUUACAGUUGCAGUGAAAAUUUACAGGCACCCAUUAGGGGCCUUAACUUAUGUUUUAUAUUUUUAAUGAUUGAUUUGAUGAUAAUGCACCAGUACCACUAAUGGCAAAUGACCCCUACAGCAUGCCUCUGCCCCUACCAUGCUUUAUAGUAGGUACAUCAUUGUUGAAAAUCUAACCUUGACUGAUCCAAGCUCACCCAUUCACACAGAGACCAAAUCCUUUGAGUGUCACAUUUCUCUCCAGAAGUAAUUGAUCUCAUUCAUGUAGGCAGUUGCACAUUUUAGUCUUUCUUGACGGUGUACAUUUUGGAGCAUCAGCUUCUUUUUUGGUUGUUACUCUGUGGGCAGAGAUACCAAUGAAGCUGCAUUUUUGCUUCUUUGCAGCCUGGUGGCGUGUUCCUGAACUGACUAAUCUCCUUUCAGUUGUUUUUGUCUCUGUCCAAGCUUUCCUGAAAGUGAAUAAAAUAAUGUUAAACUGGAAAAAGAAAGCUAAAGAAUAAAUAUUUGGUUUGUGCCCAUGGUUCAUAAUAUUCAUGCUCUUGCUAAUUGACCAGAACUAUACAGCCAGUCAGAUCCCGUGUCUGUUUUUUCAGAUUUAUUGCUUUCAGAUGAUCAAUGUUGUAAGAGGUUAGCAUCGUCUGUGUCAGGCUUUAAAUUUCUCGACAAACAUGUAUUUUUAUUGGUGGUUGAUUAUUACAGUUUGAUGAUCAUGAAAUGCAGUAAGAAAGAAAACUGAAUCACACUCUUAUCCAAAAAAUAUGUAAAUUGUAAAUAAAAUGGGAUGAAUA
Molecule: messenger RNA, 4388 nt
Organism: Poeciliopsis prolifica (blackstripe livebearer)
Lineage: Eukaryota; Metazoa; Chordata; Actinopteri; Cyprinodontiformes; Poeciliidae
Product: protein Dok-7-like
Exons: 13
Coding region: 34-2592 (852 amino acids)
Biological process (GO): neuromuscular junction development; positive regulation of protein tyrosine kinase activity
Molecular function (GO): protein kinase binding
Source: RefSeq, a predicted model, not a curated record